Rhopalosiphum padi (bird cherry-oat aphid) is the source of this 597-nucleotide messenger RNA. RefSeq names its product protein FAM200A-like. NCBI's taxonomy places the organism in Eukaryota, Metazoa, Arthropoda, Insecta, Hemiptera, Aphididae. The coding region runs from base 1 to 597 and encodes 198 amino acids. The record is from RefSeq and is a predicted model, not a curated record. The transcript has a single exon.
AUGGUAAAUGCUUUUGGAAACAAAGAAAUGGCAAGUAAAUUUGAAACAGUAUCACUUUCUCAUCAAACUGUUAGCAGAAGAGUUAAUGAAAUGAGUGAUCAUGUAUCUGGAAUGCUUCGUAAUAUAAUACAGAAUUGUAAGUACUAUUCUUUAGCAUUAGAUGAAAGUAAUGAUAUUUCCGAUAACAGUCAAUUAAUCAUUUUUAUUCGAACAAUUGAUAAAGAAUUUAAUAUACAUGAAGAACUACUUCAAAUAAAACCAUUAAUUACUGGAACUAGGGGUGUAGAUAUAUUUGAAGCAUUGAAAAAAAUUAUUUCAGAUUUUGGUUCAUUUGAUAAUUGCACUGGUAUUAUCACUGAUGGUGCUCAAGCUAUGGUUGGGAUACAUACUGGUUUAGUAGGAAAUUUAAGGCAAAUAGGGCUAAAAUGUUUAUUUAUUCAUUGUAUUAUUCACCAAGAAGCACUUUGUGGCAAGUUUGUUAAAAUUAAUGAAACUAUGAAAAAAGUGAUAAGCAUUAUUAAUUUUAUUCGUGGUGGUAACAAAGCUCAAAGACACAGAGCAUUUAUUAAAUUUUUAGAAGAAAUGGAGAGUUUUUGA